GAAAGAAGAUGUACCAAUGCUUCUCGAGGUGAUCAGGCAGACGUAGACGGACACAACACGGUUACACUGUAAGACAAGAGCAAGGGAUGGAACAGGUGGUAGAAUCCUUGCUACGAAAAUUUGUCCAGACUCAUCUCUCUGAGGAAGAUGGCGAGACAGAGAUAGAGGAUGUUCUUCUGACAUACGUGACUGGAAUUUUGGAUGGAAUUGCCAGUGGCGAACCUGAGGAUGAUUUCGACGUGGACGAGUUUGCAGACGUCAUGGCAGCGUACCUUCCAGGCUUCGACUCUAUCGAUAGGGCUCAAGUGUAUGAGUGGAUUUUCUCAGCUUGUAAUUCAAUGAAGGAGCCAUUAGCGGAAGCUUCGUGUGUUCCUGAACAAAGUGUACCAACAGAAACUGUACAACAUUCCAAGAAACCCAGUGAACAGUGUAGCGUUCAGAAGACUAACGAUGCGUGUGCCAGCAAGUCUCACAAGGAAGCUACGUGUUCGGAGGGCGAUGUUGGCACCGGAUUGGAUAGCCUUGCUCUCGGUGUUGAAUGCAAGCGGUUGAAGAAAAGAGAAAAGAAAACGAGAGGUGAUGCGUCCUCAGCGCAACCCACGAGUAGUAAGAGCUCACGGCCAAUGCAUGACAGUAGUAGUUCGCCUGUGGUGAUAUCUGCUUCAAUUGAUGAUGAGAACUGUAUCAUGCUACAAGAUAUGUUUCCAGAUAUCGGCUUGGAGACACUCCACCGGGCACUUCUUGAAGCAGACGGUGUCUUGGAGCAAGCCAUAGGUGCGCUACUGGAGCGGCAGUCAGAACAGGUGGAGCUAGUAGUGCCACGACGCACAUCAGACAGCUCCACCGCCUCUCCGCCAAACCAACCGUCCUCCCUGUCCAAGUCGCCCCCGGCGCGGGGCGGCGGCCUUGUUGCACCGGCGCGGGAGGACACGCAGGACGCGGCGAGAAUCAAGGACUUUGUCCUCGGCAAGUACAUGCACGUGGACGAGGCGGAGGAUGAGCGACAGCACCGGCCUCACCUGCAGGUUGCCGCCAAGAGCAAGCAGAAAACCAUGUACCGCGACAACCAUGUUGUCAGCACCAAGGGCGAGCGCUACUCCGUCAUCACGAAGAAAGACCAGGAGGACGAGCAUCUGAAAAAGACGUAUGUCAGCAUAAAGCCCCUCCGCAAGUACCGCUUCCAUUGAGACUCCAGAACAGUAUGCUCUCCGCUCCGCAAGUGCCGCUUCCAUUGAGAAACCAGGACAAUAUGAUGUCUGCACUACGAAUUGACCAUAAUCGUUCCAGAUCACUUUCACAUUCACUUCAACAUGUAGUUAUAUUCUCUGAGAACCAAGAAAUAAUUUAUUGCGUUGCAUCCCUAAAUACUUGACACGAAACAAGCAUGAUAGAACCAUUUGCCACUAAGAUGCAAACACGAAAAGAAAAAUACAUUUCUAGCCAAUUGUGCUUGUGUGACAAUGAUAAUGCUGUGUUGACCCGUCACUUUAAACUCAUGCUGUGUUGACCCGUCACUUUAAACUCUGUUUUACCAAUCCAUAUUAUCAUGCUUUUAUUAUAUUAUCGGCUAAUAACUUCAUGAAACUAGUCCCAUCUGUAGGAUAUACUGUCAAAGAUCAGAUUGUCAUUGUCCCUUAUUUUAUCUGCUCUUUUGCUUUGUUCAGGUGUCCUGUACCAGUAGUUGUUCUUGUUUAGCUCUCAAUUCUACCAACUCCUGCACGUGACUGUCCUCUCAUGCAAGUAUUGCAAGUAUUGUACUAUACUCA
Messenger RNA from Sycon ciliatum, 1766 nucleotides. Its product is annotated as CUE domain-containing protein 2-like. NCBI's taxonomy places the organism in Eukaryota, Metazoa, Porifera, Calcarea, Leucosolenida, Sycettidae. The record is from RefSeq and is a predicted model, not a curated record. Gene Ontology annotation, molecular function: ubiquitin binding. The transcript has a single exon. Bases 87 to 1187 code for a protein of 366 amino acids.